Messenger RNA from Gossypium raimondii (Peruvian cotton), 1504 nucleotides. RefSeq names its product VAN3-binding protein. Gene Ontology annotation, biological process: auxin-activated signaling pathway; leaf vascular tissue pattern formation; phloem or xylem histogenesis. The record is from RefSeq and is a predicted model, not a curated record. NCBI's taxonomy places the organism in Eukaryota, Viridiplantae, Streptophyta, Magnoliopsida, Malvales, Malvaceae. Bases 236 to 1393 code for a protein of 385 amino acids. The transcript is spliced from 6 exons.
UCACUCACUCACUGAGUCACUGUUCCAACAUAUAUUUCUUUACAACACCAUCUCUAUACUCUAUAUAAUUACCAACAAGACAAUAACUUUUGUUCUUCCAUAACCCAAUAAUUUUCUCUCUUUUUUUCCUCCAAAAACUUGGGUUUUCUUUCAUUUACAUCCAAGUCCUAAAAUACCCAAAAAAUUUCAUAAAAAAAGUGUUCCUAAAAGCUCAAAAGAUUUCAUAAAAAUAGAAAUGGAAACUGGGUUUUAUUCAGCAUGGGAGAAUGGUUCUUUAUUAGAAGAAGAUGGUGAUGAUGAACUGAUCCCUCAGCCAUUAACACCAAAGGAGCCAAUGGAGUUUUUAUCAAGAUCAUGGAGUUUAUCUACAUCAGAAAUCUCUAAAGCUCUUGCCCAGAAACACAAUCACUUUGAAUUUGAUCAUCAUAAUAAUGAUAAUAAGAAUCAAAGUUCAUUGUUUUCAGAAUCCUUUGAUGCACCACAAAUUGCAGGGAAAGGGAUGAACUCCAUUAAUGGUCGAAGAACAGGCACAAUCAGCAAAUGGUUUAAUCAUCACAAAGAAAUAGGAACCAACACAGUGAAGAAGAAAGACAAAAUACGUGCAGAAAACGCUCGGCUUCACUCCGCCGUUUCCAUCGCCGGAUUAGCGGCAGGUUUGGCCUCGGUAGCCGCCGCAGGGAACUCCAACGGCGGCGGCGCAGGCUCGAAAAUGAGCAUGGCAUUGGCAUCCGCUACUGAACUUCUGGCAUCCCAUUGCAUCGAGUUAGCUGAGCUAGCUGGGGCUGAUCACGACCGAGUUGCCUCAGUUGUGAAAUCAGCAGUGGAUAUUCAAAGUGCAGGUGAUUUGAUUACACUCACUGCAGCAGCUGCAACAGCAUUGAGAGGAGAAGCAGCUUUGAAGGCAAGAAUACCAAAAGAAGCAAAGAAGAAUUCAGCAAUAAGUCCAUAUGCAGAAACUCAAUGGUCUGAUGCUUUGCAUACUCAAAUGAAAGAGCAAAAUCCUCCUUGUCAAGGUGAACUAUUGCAACAUACAAGAAAAGGUGUGUUGAGAUGGAAACGGGUCAAUGUGUACAUCAACAAGAAAUCUCAGGUAAUAAUUAAGCUCAAAAGCAAACACGUUGGGGGAGCAUUCUCCAACAACAAUAAAUGUAUUGUUUAUGGAGUGUGUGAUGAGACAUCAGCAUGGCCAUAUAGAAAAGAAAGGGAAACUUCAGAUUCAGAGGAACUCUAUUUUGGUCUCAAAACAGGGCAGGGGCUGUUAGAAUUCAAGUGUAAAAGCAAAAUUGACAAGCAAAAAUGGGUGGAUGGGAUUCAAAAUCUACUACGACAAGUCUGCCAUGGUCAACCACCUGAGCUUUCUCUUGAAUCUUUGAGUAUUAACGAUGGUAUAUAGUUUUUGUAGUAUAUAGUUCAUCUUUGUUUGUGCAUACACAGUGAAUUUGGGGUUGUUGAAAUUAUGAACUUUUAUACAUGAAGAAUGAAAUAGGUUGAAUUCAGGUUGAAA